AAGAAGAGGUGUGGUCAGAAGAGAAAAGAUCCUCAAACACACAGGUCGAUCACGACAGCGCCUGUGAGGAUCAGCAAAACAUUAUUGGAUUCAGACUACAUAUUUGCCGGUUAACUCCCGAAAUAUUUCAUUUUGUGAAUAAUUCAGACGCACUAAAGGAUUCAGAGAGGAGUUGUGAUUUGUAGGAAAGCCCUCCGUCGACGUCGUUGGAUGUUUUAAUGCCAAAAUGGAUCACUUGUAUCGGGGCGUCUGUGUUUAACACAAAGCUGUCACCGACUGAAUACCUGAAGUAUUUUCAUAAACGAAAGUUUGGCCGGGUCAUGCUGAUGGACCAGGACACUCAGUGGCUGUACUCACUCCUGGCUGAGGUCCAGCUGGAGAAGUUCUACCUGCGCGUCAGAGAUGGACUCAACAUCACGCGCAUCGAUCACUUCGCCUACGUGAAGGAGAGCGACCUGGAGAGUAUCGGAAUCAGCAAACCUGCUCAAAGAAGACUAUGGGAGGCUCUAAAACGCUUCAAGAUAAAAUCACGAUCGCGGCUGCCGAAGCAAUUAAGUCGAGGUCCGGACGGGCCGGAGCAGCUAGGUGGAGGCGUGCCGGCUCAGAUUCAGGAGGGGGGGAGCCGUGCUCUGCCCUGUCUGAUCCAGGACAGCGAGCUGACUCUGGGAGAGAAGCUUGGCUCGGGGUCUUUCGGGGUGGUGAAGAAGGGAGAGUGGCACACACCUACUGGGAGAGUGUUGCCUGUAGCAGUAAAGUCCCUGAGGAGCAGCGCGUCCAGGCAGACGGAAUCACUGACCGACUUCCUCCAAGAGGUGACCACCAUGCAGUCGUUGGACCACCCCAACAUCAUCCGCCUCUAUGGUGUGGUGCUCACACAGCCCCUCAAAAUGGUAACAGAGUUGGCCCCCUUAGGCUCGCUGUACGACACUCUGCGCUCACGUCAGUACCAGUACCCUCUGGUCCGCCUCUGGCUCUUUGCCACUCAGAUUGUGGCGGGGAUGGAUUACCUGGAGACCAGGAGGUUCAUCCACAGGGACCUAGCUGCGAGGAACGUGCUGCUGGCAUCCAGGGAGAUAGUGAAGAUCGGGGACUUUGGCCUUAUGAGAGGCUUGAGCCAGGAGGCCGAUCACUACAUCAUGGCAGCACACAGGAGGAUCCCGUUUGCAUGGUGCGCUCCAGAGAGUCUCCGUAUCGGCUCGUUCUCCCACGCCUCUGACGUGUGGAUGUUUGGUGUCACCCUGUGGGAGAUGUUCACCUACUGUGAGGAGCCCUGGUUCGGUCUGUCAGGCAGACAGAUUUUGUGGCGUGUGGAGCGGGAAGGGGAGCGUCUGGAGAAACCGCCGGAUUGCCCCCAAGAGCUGUACGCCGUGAUGAGGAAGUGCUGGGCCUGCAGUCCGAGCGACAGACCCACCUUUGCUCAUCUUUCUACGAUGGUUGCAGAGGCUAAACCAAAGGAGGUACAAGCAACCAGAGACUUUGCUGAACCCAGGAAACUCGCCCUCGCGGCCAACGACCUUGUGACCGUCAUAGACCAUGGUCUGGAGUUGUGUGAGUGGAGAGGUCAGAACCACAGGACGCAAACAGUCGGCUGGUUUCCUGCCAGCCUCUCUGUGCCUGUUCUCCCUCCUGCUGUCGCCGCCACACUCACCGGCAACGCUGCUUCUAACAUCCCCCACAUCUCAGUCCCACUAAGGGGCAGCCUGCAACACAUCGGGCAUGGAGACAUCAAACCUGAUCGCAACUGGGGAACACCUAAGGGCCUGGACGAGAAUAACAGCUGGAGGCUGAGGGAGAAGGAUGGAACCAAUCUGCAGAAAAUGGCAGGAAUGUCUCUGAGCCUGGAGUCCGUCCUGAGCGGACAACGUCCUCGGGCUCACACAGUAGGCGCGUUCCGAGUGGAUCACCAGGGCCGACUGCUGCCCCUCGUAAUGGGGGCUCACAGUGCGGAUAUGCAGAAGGACCCACGCCGCUUCAGCGAGGCCGGCCUUGCCAGCCUUGCCCCCCCUGCCCGUCCACCGCCUCCCAACUUAAAGCACCUGACAAAGAAACCACCGGCAAGGCCCAGCAUUCAGCCUCUCCCUGGGACCUCAUGGCCUCCACAGGUGGUCAUGCUCCCUCCGGCGCAGACUCAACCUCCACCCCAGCACCUACCUCAACCUCAGCUGGGCAUUGGGGGUUCAAACCUGGCUAAAAUGUCCAACAUGGCACGCUCGACCCCGCAGUUGGAUGACGUCACGGAUGGAGAGAGGGAACGAGGCAGAGAAAGAGACAAGUCACCUCAAGUGCACACCACGAGGGACAACCUCAUCGCACAGGUUAUGGAGGCCGUACAUGGAGUGACCGUUGAAGAGGUUCAUGGUGCACUUCAACGGAAUGACUGGAACCCUGUGAGAGCCGAACAACAACUCAAGUUGGAGCAGCUGUACUCGCUGAGCCUCUGCUCCAGAGAGGACUGUCUUAAGUUCCUCUCCAGGCACCAGUGGAACCUGCAGUUGGCCAGCCGCCACCUGAUCCGAUGGUCACAGGACGACAGACAAGGAACUGGAGAGAGGGAGCGACCCCAAAUUGGCAAUGAAAGACGCGUCUGAGGGGAGCUUUCAGGCUGAUGUCCCCUUACUGUAAAUAAACAAGGGCUGACUUCUUAGCAGCAUCUUGACACACUCUUACACCGGAGAGACCCACUUUCAUCGUCCAGCUCGAUGAUGGGAACAGCUGGGAGGUCAGAUGCAUAGACUACUGUAGAUGGUUGAAUGUCAAAAGAAAACAACUUUGAAACACAUGAAAUGAAAAGAAGACAAUGUUUUAGACUCCGUUUUUAUACUUUCAUAAUACACUAUCUAGCACAUUGUCUUUUCUUGCAAAUAGUUUUUGUACUUUAAUACAUUUGUAAAUACUGUUUUAGAAAUUGUUUUAUUGAAUAAAACUGAUGAUCUGGUCUUAAUAUGAAGCUAUUAUUUCAUGAGUGUUUAAUUUCAGCACGUGACUUUGUUUAACCUUUUUAUCCUCUGCUAAAUUCUUACAUGGAGCAGUUAGUCAGACACACUGUGUGCUAUAAAAUGAUGUGGACCUUAAGCGUUUAUUUCAGUUAAUUUGAAAAGUCCACUUAUAAACUCAAUGAGUUCUAGACCCAAUUUUACUAGACCGUUUACAGGUGUUGGGAGAUCUUGGAAAAAAACAAGUUUGCCUCAAAGUCAGUGUCAGUAAGAGGUCUCAUUUUGAAAAUUGAAAUGCUUUGGGUUUGUAUUUUAUCUUAAAAGAAUAACGUUUAGCAAUUCUAUUUAGCCUGCCACAGUGUACUUGAGGCAAACAACCGCAGGCUACACAACACAACUGAAACUGAAAUAGAAAAGUUUAUGGUAAAGUUGCAUUGGGGUCAAUGUGGGCAGACUUCUAAAAAACUGUGUGGUGUAAAAUGUUUUGGAUGCAAUAUUAUGAGUGACAGUAUUCGGGGCACAACAGAGAGGUCAUGAACUCUUGUGCUGCUGAGGCAUCCACCCAUUCAACCACACCUUGUGUUUACAAUAACCUGCCAUGUUGGUUAGUUAUACAUUUUUCUUCACAGAGCAUAUUUGUCAUGUUGUAGUCUUCUUAGUGGUAUGUGACUGAAAACUAGACGCACUGUGUACAUAGACAAACCAGUGUAAAUAUGUUGCAGAUUUCCCGGUGCAUUGUAAGACCGGUUGCUUUGCAUUGUUGCUUCCUGUAUGUUGUAAUGAGGCACGGAUGGACAUGUGCAGACAUGUACCGGUAAUAAAAUAUGCUUGUAUUUCCUUCAAGGUACCAGGA
Molecule: messenger RNA, 3786 nt
Organism: Labrus bergylta (ballan wrasse)
Lineage: Eukaryota; Metazoa; Chordata; Actinopteri; Labriformes; Labridae
Gene: tnk1
Product: tyrosine kinase, non-receptor, 1
Biological process (GO): protein phosphorylation
Molecular function (GO): protein tyrosine kinase activity; ATP binding; protein binding
Source: RefSeq, a predicted model, not a curated record